Molecule: messenger RNA, 2180 nt
Organism: Solea senegalensis (Senegalese sole)
Lineage: Eukaryota; Metazoa; Chordata; Actinopteri; Pleuronectiformes; Soleidae
Gene: lhcgr
Product: luteinizing hormone/choriogonadotropin receptor
Exons: 11
Coding region: 33-2144 (703 amino acids)
Biological process (GO): male gonad development; luteinizing hormone signaling pathway; ovarian follicle development
Cellular component (GO): membrane
Molecular function (GO): luteinizing hormone receptor activity
Source: RefSeq, a predicted model, not a curated record
GUGUUCGGACUUUUCCCCGGACAGCAGCAACGAUGCGGACUUCUGCGCCAGUGCAACUGUUCUUGUCUGUUUUAUUCCUGUUUGGAUGCAAAGGCGCCGCUGGUUUCGCGUGCCCGAGGAUCUGCCGCUGUUUAUCUAACACCAUCAGGUGCAACAACGUGACAGAAGGCUCUACUCCGAUGAUGGGUCACAGAUAUAAAAGGCUGUUUCUCUAUCACUUGUCAUUUCGCACCAUUUCCAGCCAUUCUUUUGAAGGUUUGAUGGGAGUCCAGAGGAUUGAGAUUGCUCAGAGUGUAAGCCUGGAAACCAUUGAGACGCUGGCGUUUAAUAACCUCCUCAACGUCUCUGAAAUCUCAAUCCACAACACCAGGAAUCUGAUGCACAUUGGCAGAAGGACAUUUAAUAACCUUCCUAAACUACAUUACCUGAGCAUCUCAAACACUGGGAUAACACAUUUCCCUGACAUUACAUCCAUCCAUUCUCUUGAAUCAGAGUUCAUCUUGGACAUCUGUGACAACCCGUAUCUGUUGGAAAUACCUUCAAAUUCUUUCAAUGGAAUGACAAAGGGAUACAUCACAAUGAACCUGUAUAACAAUGGCGUCAAAGAAAUACACGACCAUGCCUUCAACGGAACAAAGAUAGAUAAGCUCGUGUUGAAGAAAAACCGAAACCUCAGAGUAAUCCACACAGACGCUUUCAAAGGAGCCAAAGGCCCUGGUGUCAUGGAUGUUUCUGCGACAGCUCUCGCACACUUACCAUCACAGGGGCUGGAGUCAGUUCUGGUGUUGCUGGCUCGGUCGGCAUACACCCUGAGAAGUCUGCCUCCUCUGCAGGGGCUGUGGAGCCUGCGAGAGGCCCAUCUCACCUACAACAGCCACUGCUGUGCACUGCUGAACUGGGAUGCACAAAGGGACUUCCCAGUUAAUCCUUGGACAAAUGGCUCUAAGUAUUGUGGUGACAGUGAUCCAUCAGCAAGGGCUCAAGCUGUCGACCUGACAUUUUUCCCAGAUUACGACCCGUUUGCCAGGAACGAAGGUUUUGGUGAUGUAAACUUCCUCUAUCCAGAGCUCGACUUCUGUCAGACACAGCCGAGUUUGACUUGCACGCCUGAAGCAGAUGCUUUCAAUCCCUGUGAGGACAUUGCAGGUUUCAGUUUUCUCAGAGUGGCCAUUUGGUUCAUCAACAUUCUAGCUAUCGCAGGAAACCUGUCAGUGCUCCUGGUUUUCUUCACCAGCAGAAGCAAGAUGACGGUGCCCCGCUUCCUUAUGUGCCACCUGGCCUUUGCUGACCUCUGCAUUGGGAUCUACCUUCUGAUGAUCGCGACCGUUGACCUGCGCACGCGCGGCUUCUACAGUCAGCACGCGAUUGAGUGGCAGACGGGGCCGGGCUGUAGUGCUGCAGGCUUCCUGUCAGUGUUUGGCGGUGAACUGUCCGUCUACACCCUCUCCGCCAUCACCCUGGAGCGUUGGCACACCAUCACUAAUGCUUUGCAGGUGGAGCGCCGCCUCACACUUUCACAGGCAGCAAGUAUAAUGGCAUUUGGUUGGGUCAUCUGUUUGGGGAUGGGGAUUCUGCCCCUGACUGGGGUGAGCAGUUACUCCAAAGUCAGCAUGUGCUUACCGAUGGACAUAGAGACACAUUUGGCCCAGGCCUUCAUCAUAAUUAUCCUGCUCUUCAACGUGGGCACCUUCAUCGUUGUGUGUGUUUGUUAUGUGCUGAUCUAUCUGGCUAUACAACACCCUGAAUUCCCCGGAAGAAGUGCGGACACCAAGAUUGCAAAGCGCAUGGCUGUGCUCAUCUUCACUGACUUCCUCUGCAUGGCACCUAUCUCCUUCUUUGCUAUCUCGGCUGCGUUCAAAGUCCCCCUCAUCACAGUCACUAACUCCAAGAUUCUGCUGGUGCUCUUCUUCCCCAUCAACUCUUGCGCCAAUCCGUUCCUCUACGCCAUCUUCACCAAGGCUUUCAGAAAGGAUGCACUUCAGCUCCUGAACACUGCGGGCUGCUGCCAAAGCAAGGCCCGCAUUUACCGCAUGCAGGCCUACUGUGCUGAAAACCCCGACGACAAAGGAGCCCUCGCAGGAGUGAGGCUGGCUGCCUUGCAGCAGCAGAGCCAUGAUGUGAAGGAGGAAGAUGAGCUCACCUGAAAUCAACAAGGCAAUGUCAGAGAAAUAUGGGCCACG